AUGCCGCUGGACAAUAUAAAUAGAUCUCAGUUCUCAAUAAGGCGUUCUGAUUUGAUUGGACAGUGCGUUUUCUGGGAGAUCGACCAAUCGCAAAGAACGUGGCUGACGCGUGGAUGUGUUCGCGUUGAUCGUGAGUCAAACCCGCGUGUAACCACGUGCGAGUGUGAUCACUUAACCAUCUUUGCAGUCUUACUGAACAACAAGCCAGUAAAAUCUCGUCAUCAGCCGUACUUCAAAUAUAUUUCUACUGUAGGUUGCGCAUGUUCACUUUUCUUUCUGGUGCUCACUUGUGUGACAAUCUUAGCCUGUUGGAAAAAGUUGAGAAGUUUUCGGAUAACAAUGUUACUGCAUUUGUUUGCUGCCAUUUCGGUUUCUUGUCUUCUAAUUAUUAUAGCUGGAAAAGCAGAAAGACCAAAGGAGUUAUGCACAACAGCCGCAGUGUUACUCCAUUAUUCCCUCCUGUCUGUAUUUUUCUGGAUGCUAUGUCAUGGUGUUAUGCUGUACUUCCUGAUAUUAAAGGCUGAACGGCAAGAAAUUCUGGCAUUGAAAAAGAAAUGGUUCUACGCUCUAGGAUGGGGUGUUCCAGUCCUAAUAGUGGCCAUUUCUCUGACAGUAACUGGAAUCAAGUUCUAUGCAGCAAAUAACUGUUGGCUUACAACAGAACAUUGGCUCAUUUAUUGGGCGUUUGUUGCUCCAGUUGCCGUAAUCCUAUUAAUCAACUCAAUUCUGUUAAUUUUCUUGCUCCGUCGGGUACUGAGAGCGACUAAAACCAAAAACAACAAAACACCUGCCAAGCACGUGAAGGAUUGGUUGAGACGUUUUGCAAUGCUACUGCCAGUUCUGGGUGUCACGUGGUCGUUUGGCUUUCUCACGUUCAUUACAUCAACAGCUGUGUUUCAUUACAUAUUCACCAUAUUGAAUUCGUUCCAAGGACUUUUCAUAUUUGUGAGCUUCUGCAUUCUAGACGAUUCGGUUAAAAAAUGUAUUGAGAGUAUUUUGUGUGAGAAGAUGAAUACCACGAAGAGAGACACAAGAGAAGGAAACACUGUUUUUCAGGAGUAAAUAAAGAGUUACAACUGAUUUAAAAAGACACAUGGAACAUUUCACUUGGAAUAGCUUAUAACCGCUGUACAAAGUCCUCCACAUAUUUUUUCUACCUUUAAUGGUUCUGCUUUUACUUUGUUUUUUUCUUUUGUAUAUUUGCGUGAGUAUUGAUAAAAUUGAUCAUUUCCUCAGACACUAAGUUACCUCUUGGCCAACUGAGGUUUGAACAUCGUGUUCAAUUUUAUGGUAAUUGUCUAAAAAGGGUAAUUUCUGCGUUGAUUAGUAAGACGGAAAGCGAUAAAAAGGUUUCUAUAUUGAGUACCGGCCACAUGACAGUAAAUGAGCUUUGGCUUUCUCAGCACUUUCAAAAAGCAAGAGACUAAAAUAAUAGGGAGGAAAUUAAGGUAAAUAUAUCUCCUAAACAAAAAAAAUUAUUACGCUUUUUUUGACUAACACACAUGAAAUAAAUACCAACAAAAGACUGUGCUUUUUUUUGCUUUCUUUUUCUAAUAGUUGCUUUGUAUCUGUAGGCAAGGAAAGUACGUUUCCGUAAUCAAAAAACAGAAUAAUAUUAAAACGACGAACAGUGAAGAACUAGAAGAAAAAGG
Molecule: messenger RNA, 1652 nt
Organism: Pocillopora verrucosa
Lineage: Eukaryota; Metazoa; Cnidaria; Anthozoa; Scleractinia; Pocilloporidae
Source: RefSeq, a predicted model, not a curated record